UGCCUUACGUACGGAUCACUUUCAGUUUUUUCGUGGACCGCAUUUUCCUUUACCGUUCACAUUCAUUGUUGCUCUUGUUCUUCCUCCUUCUCAAUCUCACCUAACGUCUUUCCCUUUUCGUCGUUUCUCCGACAAGUUCUUCCUUGAUUGCAUCGAACGCUCUUAUGGAGGAAGUUAACGUGGUGGAAACUAAGGAUGGAACUGUUUCAGUAGCUUCUGCGUUUGCUGGUCACCAGGAAGCUGUGCAGGAUAGAGACCACAAAUUUUUAAGAAAAGCAGUUGAAGAAGCAUACAAAGGGGUAGAUUGUGGAGAUGGUGGCCCUUUUGGUGCUGUUAUAGUUUGUAGUGAUGAAGUAGUUGCUAGUUGUCACAACAUGGUUCUGAGUAACACAGACCCAACUGCUCAUGCAGAGGUGACAGCAAUAAGAGAGGCUUGUAAGAAGCUUAAGCAGAUAGAACUUUCAGAUUGUGAAAUAUAUGCUUCUUGUGAACCUUGCCCCAUGUGCUUUGGUGCAAUUCACCUUUCUCGAAUCAAGAGGUUGGUUUAUGGAGCAAAGGCUGAGGCGGCAAUUGCUAUUGGGUUUGAUGAUUUUAUUGCAGAUGCAUUGCGAGGUACUGGAUUCUAUCAGAAAGCACAGUUAGAGAUUAAAAGAGCUGAUGGUAAUGAGGCCAUCAUUGCUGAAGAAGUUUUUCAGAAAACAAAGGAAAAAUUCCAAAUGUAUUAGACCUGUCAUUUAUUUUUCACACCUGAUGACAAUUGGCUAUUCAGGAUUGGCUUCGUUUAAAUUAUUGAAAUUUGUUGAUAAAUAGAUUGAGCUCAUUUGAGUGUAACAAAGUUAUAUGCUACAAUUCA
Messenger RNA from Gastrolobium bilobum, 853 nucleotides. Its product is annotated as guanosine deaminase-like. Lineage: Eukaryota; Viridiplantae; Streptophyta; Magnoliopsida; Fabales; Fabaceae. The record is from RefSeq and is a predicted model, not a curated record. Gene Ontology annotation, molecular function: zinc ion binding; guanosine deaminase activity. The transcript is spliced from 5 exons. Gene Ontology annotation, biological process: purine nucleoside catabolic process. Bases 165 to 725 code for a protein of 186 amino acids.